UGAGGGAAAGGAAAUAAAACUCAGUAGCCGGACGGAGGUUGGAUUGGGGUUGUUUCCUUUCGGCAUACACCGGAGCGAGGAUAGCCCUCCUCGUCCUCCGACGAUUUCUACUGGCAGUAAGGCUACUAAAAUGUCCAAUCAAAAAAAGUGUCCAGAUUGUGGCUCCCUGGAAAUUGUGGAGGAUUCUCACUACACUCAGAACCAGUUGGUGUGUGCAGAUUGUGGCUUUAUUCUAACUGAAGGACUCCUCACAACCACAUUUGCUGAUGAAGAACAUUUACAAGAAGUGACAUAUUCACGAAGCACCGGUCAAAGUGAGCAGCUGAGCCGCUGCUUGCAGAGAGGAAUUAGGCGUGUCCGGGAUCUCUGCAAAGUUCUCCGACUUCCUUCUCUAUUUGAAGAUACAGCAGUGUCCUAUUACCAACAGGCAAUCAAGUGCCCCUGCUUUGCUUUGGUCAGCUUGGAGAAGAAGGAGAUAAUUAUAGGCUGCUGUGUUUUUGUGACCUGUCGACAGCACAACUGGCCCCUGACAAUGGGCACUGUCUGCUUGCUACUUUAUGCGGACAAGGAGCUGUUUUCCAGAACCUACCUGCGUUUCUUAAAAGAACUGGCACUGGAUGUACCAACUCUGAGCUUGAUUGAUCUUGUGAAAACACACCUCAGCAGCUUUAAGUUUUUCCAGGAAUCAUCCAGCAUCCCAGCCAAAUUUCUGGAAGAAAAAGAGACGCUGUUGGCACGGACAAUCCAGAUAGUGGAGCUUGCCAGCGAGACUUGGCUGGUGACUGGUCGGCACCCCAUCCCCAUUGUGAUGGCAGCAGCCUUCCUGGCAUGGCAGUCCUUGCAGCCUGUUGGCCGCCUCACUUGCACCCUUACCCAGUUCUGUAAGCUUGCUGGCAUGGACAUGCCACGGCCAGCCCCACAAAGACUGAAGGAACUGCAUAAUAUCCUCCUCCAGAUGGCCUCUCAGCUGGGUUGGUUGCGAGGGCUCAAGGUGGACCGGAGGACUGUGUCCAAGUACAUUGGAGACUUGCUGCAACAUCGCCAUGUGCUCCUGCGGGCUGCUUUCCGUACGGUGGAUACCACAGAAAAUUACGAGCCAGAGACCUCCACAGCACCACCAGCCCAGCAGCCUAUGAAAGCAACUGUUGCUUUGACAGAAGAGGCUUCCAUUGCUGGGAAGAAGCGGAUACCGUUGCUUCCACCUUGCAUCCUGUACCCAGCAAAGAAGCUUCGACCCAGCAAUCCAGACCCUGAGGGGCCACCCAUCACAGGGGAUGAGCCCAUUUUAGACAGCGAGGUAGAGCAAUACAUCCGGACUCCAGAAGAAAGGGAACUGUUUAGCAAAAUUCAAGCUCGCCUAUGCUAGUGAAGCUAUUGAGUGAGUCAUAAAAGUCUGCAAUCAGUGACAACAUAGGUUGGGUUUAUAUUUAUAGCCCAUAGACCCAGAGUUAUUUCUGUCCUGAGGUUAGAUGAAGGCAUGGUGUUCAGAUAAUGAUCUUUAAGAAAAAAAAACAACCUCACAUCUUAAUAGCCUUUUGCAAUGUUUUGCUUCAUAUGCAUUGGUUGGGGUUUCCUGAAUUUGCAUUACCAACAAAUGUAGAAGGUACCAGAUUGGGGAAAGCAGAUAGAACAUCAGCUCUAAAGUCUUUCACUAGAUGUUGAAAGAAAGUAAUAUUUAUUUUCCUAAAAGGCUGCUUUUUGACUUAGGUGUAUGCUGAUGAAAUUAAUGGUGAUGUGCUUCCACCACAUUUUUGAUCCUGGACAUCAGAAAUGUGUGGAUGUAAUCUUACUAUAUUAAAUGAUCUGCGUCAAAGAUG
Molecule: messenger RNA, 1817 nt
Organism: Candoia aspera
Lineage: Eukaryota; Metazoa; Chordata; Lepidosauria; Squamata; Candoiidae
Gene: BRF2
Product: BRF2 RNA polymerase III transcription initiation factor subunit
Exons: 5
Coding region: 131-1366 (411 amino acids)
Biological process (GO): DNA-templated transcription initiation; transcription preinitiation complex assembly
Cellular component (GO): nucleus; transcription preinitiation complex
Molecular function (GO): TBP-class protein binding
Source: RefSeq, a predicted model, not a curated record